UGAGGCGAUGGACGAGAUGGAUGAUACACCACCAGGUCAACCGACGAUAUUGAUGAGAAUUACAAAAGUACUAGUUGACCAUGCAAAAAACAAGGCAUGGGAGAUGAGGGAUGAAUUAGAGUGGAUGGAGAACAAUUUGGAGCAGAAGUCGGAUAAAUUGAUCCUGAAGAAGAUUAAGAAGUUGAAGAUGGAGGUAACAAAGAAACUGGAGCAGAUAUGUUUGUGUUUCUUUUUAUGGAUAAGAAACAUGGGUUGGAAGAGGAUUGAUGAAUUGGAGAAGAAGAUGUUGGAUAACUUGGAUUUGGAGCAGUACUCAGAUAAACUGAUGAUGGAGGAGAUUAAGAUGUUGAAGAUGGAGGUGCUGAAGAAACUGGUGAAGAACCUGGAUUGUAAGCCUUUCUUUUCAUCGGUAUCGAUGCUGUUUAGCCGCGAUACAUUUUUGCAUUCGAAUCUGAGAAGAAACAAGGAAUUGGAUGUAAUGAAUGAAUUGGAGAAAUUCGAGAAUAUGUUGGAUUUGGAGCAGAAGUCGGAUAAACUGAUGAUGGAGGAGCUUAAGAACUUGAAGAUGGAGGUGAUGAAGAACCUGGUGAAGAACCUGCCAAGGGAGCUGGAUUGUAAGGCUUUCUUUUCAUCGUCAAAUAAGUGGAGGUUUGAUGCAAUGGAUAAAUUAAAAAAGAUGGAGAAGAUGUUGGAUUUGGAGCAGGAGUCGGAUAAACUGAUGAUGGAGGAGAUUAAGAUGUUGAAAAUAAAGGUGAUGAAGGAACUGGUGAAGAACAUGGAUUAUUUCUCAUUAUGGCCAACAGACGAGCCAUUCCACGCUAUGGAUGAAUUGAAGACGAUGGAGAAGAUGUUGGAUUUGGAGCAGACGUCUGAUAAACUGAUGAUGGAGGAGAUUAAGAUGUUAAAAAUGGAGGUGAUGAAGGAAAUGGUGAAGAACGUGGAUUGUUUCUCAUUAUGGGCUCAGCCAACAAACAAGGCAUCUCACGCAAUGGAUGAAUUGAAGACGAUGGAGAAGAUGUUGGAUUUGGAGCAGAAGUCUGAUAAACUGAUGAUGGAGGAGAUUAAGAUGUUGAAAAUGGAGGUGAUGAAGAAUCUGGUGAAUAACAUGGAUUGUCAUCGUUUCUCUUCAUCGUCAACAGACCGGGCAUUUCACGCAAUGGAUGAAUUGAAGACGAUAGAGAAGAUGUUGGAUUUGGAGCAGGGAUCGGAUAAACUGAUGAUGGAGAAGAUUAAGAACUGGAAGAUGGAGGUGAUGAAGAAACUGGUGAAGAAUCUUAAGAGGGAGCUGUAUGAAUGGCGUUUGUUUUGGCGUCCAAUCGGGGAAAUAAUGGAUGAAUUGGAAAAGUCGCAGAAGAUGUUGGAUUAUGUGCAGGAGUCGGAUAAACUGAAUAUGGAGGAGUUGAAGAUGGAGGUGGAGAGGAUGAAGAACGAGGAGGUGGAGAGGAUGGAGAACAUGGAGUUUUCGACGUCGUCUUAUUGGCGUGAGGUUUUGCGUGAAUUGAUCUUAAAAAUACAGCUUGAGGUGGUGGAGAACAUGAUCUUAACGGCAAAGCAAAAAUUGAGGUGUGAAAAAAGAAAGGCUUUUUUAACAAAGAACAGUGUGUAUUCCAAGAAAGGUUGUAGCUACUCGGAGACAUGUUUAUCCAAGAAGAAGACGUAUUCCAAAGUGAAUUGUGGCUAUUCUGACGUGUUUUUAUCAACAGAUGACAAUGCGUGCUCAGAGCGAGUUUGUAAUUUUUCGAUACAAAUUAGUAAAGGUAAACGACCACUCGCUCCCGCUUCUUAUUCAAGAAACGGGGUCGUUUACAAGGCAAAAAAGCGAAAUUCGUGCACGGAGCAAUUACAAGGAUGGACAGGAAUAACAGUGAUAUAUUUAAAGAUAUUUCUCAAGGUGAACUACCAAAUUUGGAUACUCUUUAUGGCUACCUAUUUAGUGAUACUGAAAAUCCUUCAGUUGAAGACAACAUUGCAGCCCAAGAGAAUCCACUUUUUGACGGAUUGUCAACUCUCAUUGAAAACGUCGGGGUUGAAACGGCAGAUUUUUCAGCUGAAAACAACGACGCUGAACAAAAAUUGCUAGAAGAAAUUCUACUCGAACUUUUUUGGCAAAUUUUUAAAGACUUGCUUGGUACAAUAGAAGAACCUGAUCAAGUCUUCCAUGAACAAUUUAUGAAUCUGACAACAAUGUCAGCAGAGUCAAAUAUGAACUCUUAUAACACUGAACCUAGAACUGACAAUAUAGCCUCAGAACCCAACAGAGGAACUCUGGAAUCCAUCGGUGAACUUGAUAAUACAACUACGGUACCUAAUGUUACCCCAGAUACCCCUUACAAUACUGAUUCAGGCGUAUUUGCGGGUAGUUUAACCCGCAGCAUCAUUCAUCCGAGUCUUAAAAGCAAUACAAUCUCUCUACACAGUGCAGGUAAAUCCCCUCCCCUCCUCGGAAACCAACUUAUCACCAUUGUGAAUCCUGGCAGCAGAAAGAGACCCUUUGAGGAAGACAUCGAACCUAUCGAAGCAGUUUUCCCUGUGUCGAAGAAGAGAAUGGAACAACCCUGUUGCUCUAGAGAUAUAGAAGAAAGAAUACAUCCUGUGUCUUCAUGUGCAAGUGGAGCUUCAAAUAUGGAAGUAAGAAUACUUCCUGUGUCUUCAAGUGGAGUUUCAUCUGUGGAAGAAAGAAUACUUCCUGUGUCUUCAAAUGGAGCUUCAUCAAAUAGAGCUUCAUCUGUGGGAGAAAGAACAUUUCCUGUGUCUUCAAGUGGAGCUUCAUCAGCGGAAGAAAGACUUUCUGUGUCCUCAAGUGGAGCUUCAUCUUUGGCACAACCCCAUGGCAGAACAAAUCGUGUUCGCGGUCCGUCGAGAGAAGCUCGAUUGAAUCAACAAGAAAAUCAGCUUGAAACGGAAAAUGAAGAUUUGAAAGCCCAGGUGCAGGAGUUGUCGAGAGAGAUCGAGUUCCUGAGGAACUAUAUAGGCAGUAAAUUAAAAGGUCAGUGUUAUUACUGUGAAAAAUGAUCAAAAUUAGAAAUUUCUCGAAGUUUCUGUGUAAAAUACCCAUUUGUUUCUUUCGCAUGAGAACGUAUAAAAUUAGCAUAAAAUAGAAAUAAAUAUCGUCAGCUUGAUUAUAGCAACACUAGCUAGUAUAUAUAAAGCUAGAAGCUGAUUUAAGCUGUUUUCAGAGUGAUUUCAGAGUGAUAUUUGGAUCUGGUCAUAAAG
Molecule: messenger RNA, 3213 nt
Organism: Dendronephthya gigantea
Lineage: Eukaryota; Metazoa; Cnidaria; Anthozoa; Malacalcyonacea; Nephtheidae
Exons: 12
Coding region: 8-2080 (690 amino acids)
Source: RefSeq, a predicted model, not a curated record